AUGGGGCAUGAUGUAUUAGUUUUAUUUGAUUCUGGCGCAACCCAUUCUUUUAUCUCUAAUGCUUGUGUGGGCAGAUUGAGUCUGGAGACACAUGACUUGGGGUGUGAGUUGCUUGUUUCAACUCCUUCCUCAGGUCAGGUAGCUACUAGUUCAGUCUGUGUUGGGUGUUCAAUGGUGGUGGUAGGUCAUAGAUACAAGGUGAACUUGGUGUGCUUGCCCUUGGAGGGACUGGAUGUGAUAUUGGGCAUGGACUGGUUGUCUAACAAUCACAUCAUAAUUGAUUGUGGAUGGCGCAGUUUGGUAUUCCCAGAACAUGAAGGGUUGGAAUUAAUAUCAACUCGGGAAGCUGUGAAAGCACUACAAGAUGGGGCCAUGUGCUUUAUGGUGGUGGCCAAGCCAAAGGAGAAAAGUGUUGCGGAGGUGAUCCAAUCUAUACCGGUGGCUAGCGAGUAUGCAGAUGUCUUUCCAGAUGAAUUGCCAAGAUUGCCGCCUAGUAGAGACAUCUAG
This is a messenger RNA of Vigna unguiculata (cowpea), 507 nucleotides long. RefSeq lists its product as uncharacterized. Lineage: Eukaryota; Viridiplantae; Streptophyta; Magnoliopsida; Fabales; Fabaceae. The record is from RefSeq and is a predicted model, not a curated record.